AUGGUUAAAGCUUCCUCUAUCGUUGUUGCCUCCCUCUUUGCUGUCGGGUCAGCUUUGGCUUUUGUUAGCAGCUAUGACGACCUCGACAGCCGUGACCUGAUCGAGGCAGACCUCUACGAGCGCGACUUGUACGAGCCUUUCGAACUCGACCUUCGCGAGUACAUCGAAGCCCGUGAGGUCGAAGAAGCCAUCCAAUUUUACCAACGCGACCCAUUCAUUGGGCGCAUUCUCGGAGGCGCUAAGCGUUUCCUCUUCGGCAGGGGACUCGACAUCGAAGACCUCUCCGACCGCGAUGUUGACGACCUCAUCGAGGAUGUUGUCGCUCGUGACCCCUUUAUUGGAAAAAUCCUCGGCGGUGCGAAGCGCUUCCUCUUUGGACGCGACCUCGAAGAAAUAGAAGCCAUGGAGGCUCGUUCGCCGUUCAUCGGGAAGAUCUUCAGGGGAGUGAAGAACGUGCUGUUUGGGCGGGAUGAUUUGGAGGCAAUUGAAGCCCGUGAUCCGUUCAUCGGCAAGAUCCUGGGCGGUGCCAAGAGGUUCUUGUUUGGAAGGCAUAUUGAACUUGGAGGGACUCAGGACCUUGAAGUUCGCGAUCCCUUCAUUGGAAAAGUGUUUGGUGGUGUCAAGAGAUUCUUGUUCGGAAGGGAGGACGGGGUUGGAUUUGAGGCGCGAUCGAUCGACAGUAGCCUGGAUGAACUCGAUUAG
Molecule: messenger RNA, 702 nt
Organism: Coprinopsis cinerea okayama7#130
Lineage: Eukaryota; Fungi; Basidiomycota; Agaricomycetes; Agaricales; Psathyrellaceae
Exons: 2
Coding region: 1-702 (233 amino acids)
Source: RefSeq, a predicted model, not a curated record